UGUACAUCCACCAGCUUCACAAACGUCCUGAGCGGGCAUGAGCCAUGUCCUUGUAGGGAUUUCAGCAUGGCAACGACUGCCUUGGUGCGUCAAGGCGUCCGGCACGCACCGCGGUGCAAUGUUGCACCACCGAAGCUGGGAAGCUUCGACGCUGUGGUGUUGGGGUCGGGAGUGUCAACUGCUGUGCCGCAGCUUUCCCACAUCUUACAAGGACAUUGCGAAACUGCCAAGGCGGUUCGCAAAGCAGAUGGACUGACUGUCUGUGAGGAUGCUCAUCAGAAUCCAUCUUCAAAGAAUCGACGCUUCAACGUCUCCUUGCUUCUGCGAUAUAGCCCUCCAGAUGGGAGCCGGGUCCGGCACGUGAUGGUGGAUGCAGGGAAGACUUUACGACAGGCAGCACUGGCAGCACUGCCACAAUACGGUGUGAGAAACAUCGAUGCCUUGCUGGUGACACAUGGCCAUGCUGAUGCCAUGCUCGGCAUGGAUGAUUUGAGGGAUUUGCAGGUCAUCGAGAAGUUCUGGUCCGAAUCCGGGGAACAUAUCGGCUACCAACUGGCAGACGGAGCUGGCCCCAUGCAGAUCAUCUCCAACAAAGUCACAUUGGACCGGGUCCGUGAGGCCUUUCCAUAUUUGGACGGAAAUACCGACUUUGUGCGUCCUGGCGUCCUUCGCCGGCGCAUUGCCUACAUCGAGUUUAUGGAGGUUUCUGAUGACGAGACAAUGGACCUUGUUGGUGGCUUGCCGCUCCGUGUGUUUCCUGUGUGGCAUGGCGGUACAUAUGUGUCGCUGGGCUUUGCUUUCGGGGGGAAGCUCAAAGGUGGCUAUCCCCUUGUUUACAUUUCGGAUAUCAAGGACGUUCCACCCAAGACGAUGUCCUUCUUGAAAGAAGCCGCCGCUGUCGGCAUCGAUCUGUUCAUGGUGGAUGCCCUUUCAAGAUCCGGUCAUCCAACACACAUGUCCUUAGACGAAGCUCUGGAGCUGGUCCGCAAGCUGCGACCGAAGAGGACUUUGUUGGUGGGCAUGGAUUCCUGCGCGAUGGGAGAUCAUGACGAGGUCAACGAAGAGCUUCGAGCGCUGCAGCGCGAAGGCUUGGAUGUGCAGCUGGCCUUUGAUGGGCAACAUCUUCCAGAGUUCCCAGCGAGGGACUCUUCAGACAAUCCAGGCAACCGUAAACAUGAACAACCAGAUGCAAAACGUCUUCGUGGAGAUAAGUCCGCUUUGUAAGAAAAGAUCAG
Molecule: messenger RNA, 1235 nt
Organism: Durusdinium trenchii
Lineage: Eukaryota; Dinophyceae; Suessiales; Symbiodiniaceae
Source: the annotation of a GenBank genome assembly